Molecule: messenger RNA, 1427 nt
Organism: Microplitis demolitor
Lineage: Eukaryota; Metazoa; Arthropoda; Insecta; Hymenoptera; Braconidae
Product: rh5-interacting protein
Exons: 5
Coding region: 1-1197 (398 amino acids)
Molecular function (GO): nucleic acid binding
Source: RefSeq, a predicted model, not a curated record
AUGAUGAGUUACUUGGGUGAUGAUCAUCGUAACUGGGAUGUAAAUAUUCAUAAAUUUCAGUUUGCAUAUAAUACCGCGAUUCAUGUGUCACUCGGUGUGAGUCCGGUAUACUUAAAUUUGGGCCGUGAUCCAUGUCCCAUUCGUAAUUGUCGAGUUGCAGAUGACAAUAAUGUAGCUGUCGAUAAUGAUGUCGACCGCAAUAGCUGGAUUCAGCGUGUAGGUCGUACUGUAGAAGUACGUGAUAUCGUAAAUCAACGCAUCCGACGAUCAUCCAAACGAUACGCAGUGUAUUAUAGUAACAAACGACGUAAUAAAUUGUUUCAAGUAGGAGACCAGUGUAAUCCUCACAAUCUACAGACGUGUUGUGAUAAACAUUCAUCAUGCAAAUUUAAAGAAUCAAGAAAUGGUUUCUACUGCGGAGAAAAAGCAAAACUAGAAGCUUUCUGCAUUAGAAACGAAGACUGUAACGGAAUAUUACAUGCUAGGUGCUCAAUGGAAAAACAAUGCGUUUGUAGAGAAAAUAAUAUAGCAAUAAAUGAAACAUACUGUGCGCCAUCAUUGGGAGCAUUUUGUUGGAAGGAUGAAAAAUGUGCAACUAACAAUGCCGUUUGUAUCGACAGCCAAUGCCAGUGCAAAGACUAUUAUUUUCGAUCAAAUGAUCAAUGCUUACCAAUGAUGUUAGGUUCAUACUGUAAAAAUGAUUCAGAGUGUCAACAAGUAAAAUUUUCAAAAUGUUCUGAACUGAAAGUCUGUAUCUGUUCAUUCAAUACAAUGGCUAUAAACAGAACAACCUGUGUACCUCUACUAGGCGUACCAUGUCAAGUGAAUGAACAUUGCAAAGUCAACAAUUCAAUAUGUGUUGAUAACGAAUGUCAAUGCGAGAUUAAAGCCCUUAUCCACAACGAUAAUGAAUGCGCAUUACCUCAUUUAGAUAUGCCUUGUGAUGAUAAUAGUUUUUGUGCAAUGUUUAUCAACCAUACAACUUGCUCCGAUAAUAAUAAAUGUAUAUGCGACUCUAAUAAUUAUGAAAUAGAAAAUAAUAAAUGCAUGCCUGCAUUCAGUGCGGAAUGUUGGAUUGAUGAAAUAUGCGCAACAGAUAAUGCCAUGUGCAUUAAUAAUAAAUGUCAAUGUAAGCCUCAUUAUAUUUAUCAUAGAUCAAAAUGUGUUCCAAGUACGUACCUUUGUGGCCUAUUAUAGAAGUAAUCAUGAAACGAUUGAUUAAAUUUAGAAUUAUGUUACUUAUUGCAGUUGCUUUAAACGAAGCAUGUGAAAUAGAGGCAGACUGUGGCGCAAUAAGAUUUGGAACAUGUUCAAAAUAUAGAAAAUGUGUUUGCAAAGAUGCACACGUUAAAAUUGACCGAAUAACUUGUGCACCAUCUGUAGGAGCAGCUUGUUCUGAAGAAAUAAAAUGUGUACCGGCUAAUUUA